Molecule: messenger RNA, 383 nt
Organism: Neopelma chrysocephalum (saffron-crested tyrant-manakin)
Lineage: Eukaryota; Metazoa; Chordata; Aves; Passeriformes; Pipridae
Product: peptide methionine sulfoxide reductase MsrA 1-like
Exons: 2
Biological process (GO): cellular response to oxidative stress
Cellular component (GO): cytoplasm
Molecular function (GO): peptide-methionine (S)-S-oxide reductase activity
Source: RefSeq, a predicted model, not a curated record
GACGUGGGCACCCAGUACCGCUCUGUCAUCUACACCCUGGGCCCCCGGCAGCAGGAAACUGCCCUCCGGAGCAGGGACCUGUACCAGCAGGAGCUGGGGACACAGCGGCGUGGGGACAUCACCACCACCAUCGAGCCGGCCCGGGACUUCUACUACGCCGAGGACCGUCACCAGCAGUACCUGCACAAGGUGCCCGGGGCCUCCUGUGGCAUGAAGGGCACCAGGGUCACCUGCCCCAUCACACGCUGAGGGGCCACCCCGUGUCCCCCGCGCUGUCCCCGUGUCCCCCGCGCUGUCCCCACGUCCCUGGCAUUGCUGGCCCCACGUGUCACUGCCACCCCACAGCACCCCACUGUCCCCCAGUUAAAGCCCUGUGACCCCCA